Molecule: messenger RNA, 3170 nt
Organism: Orcinus orca (killer whale)
Lineage: Eukaryota; Metazoa; Chordata; Mammalia; Artiodactyla; Delphinidae
Gene: SOAT2
Product: sterol O-acyltransferase 2
Exons: 15
Coding region: 1142-2761 (539 amino acids)
Biological process (GO): cholesterol homeostasis; cholesterol efflux; cholesterol metabolic process
Cellular component (GO): endoplasmic reticulum membrane
Molecular function (GO): cholesterol binding; fatty-acyl-CoA binding; cholesterol O-acyltransferase activity
Source: RefSeq, a predicted model, not a curated record
ACAGAGACAGCCACUGGUAGACGUUUCAUGGCCUCAAACCUCACCCAACUGCCCACCAGGGAGUGGAAGGCAGCAGGUGGGGGCAGGGAUACACUGAGGCCGUGGCCUUGGUCUGAGGUUGUGACAUUGUUUCUAACACUGAUCUUUGGACACAAAGGGAGAGGAAAGAUUAAUAGUUAAUCCCCACCAGGAACCCAACAAAGAGGAACUCUCAAGGCACUUACCCUUCUGUUACUUCUUCAGGAAAUUAUUAUUUAUUGCACUCUUGCCAUGGGCUAUGCCCUGGACCAUUUUAUGGACUGCCUCGUUUUAUGCUUACCUCAUUUUAUGCUUACGAUAACCUUAUGAGGUAGGGACUUUUACCCCUGUUUUUCAGAGGAGGAAACUCUAGCUUAAACUAUUAGGGUCAUCUGCCUGCAAUUCCACAGCCAGUAAAUGACUGAGGGAGGAUUUAAAUCUGGUUCUUCCAUAUGUGACAAUGCCUGGCAUUCCUCAGGUGCUGAUUAAGUGAUUGUUUUGCCUCCUUUCUGCCUACCUGCUAACCCAAGCAGGUGUAGGGAAGAGGUGGUGUUCAGGGCCCCCAGCCCCUAGCCUUCCCUGGAGGGGCCACGGUACCACAGUCGUCACAGGUACCAACCUCACAGAAUACUAAUCACAUGCACAGAAAUCUUUGUUGACAAGGUUCUUUCACGUACCUUAUCAUGGUCUAUGGGAGCUGAGUGCCUCAUACCUGAAGAUGUUUCUGACUCCUUCCCAACCUUCAGCCUACUGAGAAAGAGAUUGGGAAGCAGCCUACCAGGUGAUAAGCCUCAGAGGGGCAAAGUCCCCCUCCCCAUGACAUGUAUGGGUGCAGAGCUCCCAUUCCUGUGGGAGGGAGCUGGGCAUCUGGGUGGUGGUUGGGCUAUUUGUUCAGGGGUUGUGUCCAUCCCUGUGACAGCCGGUAGAGCAGAGCCUCUAGCUGAGAUGGUACUGCCUUCCGGAAGGGGAUCAUGGAUCGGAUAACCUAUAACCCCUCCUCCUGAAAGGACUUUAGUCUUUGGAGCUGUCAGAGGAGCUGAGUGAGAUAAGAGCUCUGCCAGGCAAGCCUGAAGGAAGGAAGGGAACACUUACCAGCUGCCGCUGCCCAGUCAAGACACACAUCAUGGAGCCAAGGGCGGCCCAACUGCGGAGGAGAGAAGGGCUAGGAGGAGAGAAGGAAGACCGGCCCUCCAGAGAAGGGAAGCCCCACUUUGGGAAUGCAAAAUGCCCAGGUGGGGUUGCAGGAAACAAUGAGACACAUAGCGGCCCAGAUUUGCUACAAUGGACCCGACAUAUGCAGGCUGUGAAGACGCAGUUGCUGGAGCAAGCACAAGGUCAGCUGACGGAGCUGCUGGAUCAGGCCAUGUGCGAGGCUAUUCAAGCCUACCCGCCACAAGACAGACCAGUGCCCUCCAUCCCUCCGGAUUCCUUGUGCAAGACCCGGGAGCCAUCCCUGGGGAAACGGAAAGUUUUCAUCAACCGCAAGUCCCUGCUUGACGAGCUGAUGGAGGUGAAGCAUUUCCGCACCAUCUACCACAUGUUUGUCGCCGGCCUGUGUGUCUUCAUCAUCAGCACCCUGGCCAUCGACUUCAUUGAUGAGGGCAGGCUGAUGCUGGAGUUUGACCUACUGAUCUUCAGCUUCGGACAGCUGCCCUUGGCGCUGGUAACGUGGGUCCCCAUGUUCCUGUCCACUCUGCUGCUGCCCUACCAGGCUCUGCGGCUGUGGGCGAGGCCCCAGUCCAGAGCGGCCUGGAUGCUGGGGGUGGGCCUGGGCUGCAUGCUGCUGGCCGGCCACACAGCAGUGCUCAGCAUCCUUCCAAUCCAUGUAGCAGUGGAGUAUCAGCUCCCGCCAGCCUCCAGCUGUGUCCUAGUCUUUGAGCAGGUCAGGCUCCUGAUGAAAAGCUACUCCUUCCUGAGAGAGACUGUGCCUGGGACACUUCGGGCCAGAGGAGGUGAGGGGAUCCGGGCCCCCAGUUUCUCCAGCUACCUCUAUUUCCUCUUCUGCCCCACACUCAUCUACAGGGAGACUUACCCGAGGACACCCAACGUCAGGUGGAAUUAUGUGGCCAAGAACUUUGCCCAGGCCCUGGGCUGCGUGCUCUACGCCUGUUUCAUCCUGGGCCGCCUCUGUGUUCCUGUCUUUGCCAACAUGAGCAGGGAGCCCUUCAGCACCCGUGCCCUGGUGCUCUCCAUCAUGCACGCCACCUUGCCAGGCAUUUUCAUGCUGCUGCUCAUCUUCUUUGCAUUCCUUCACUGCUGGCUCAACGCCUUCGCAGAGAUGCUACGAUUUGGAGACAGAAUGUUCUAUCGGGACUGGUGGAACUCGACCUCCUUCUCCAACUACUACCGCACUUGGAACGUGGUGGUCCAUGACUGGCUGUACAGCUAUGUAUAUCAGGAUGGGCUGUGGCUCCUUGGUGGCCGGGCCCGAGGGGCAGCCAUGCUGGGCGUGUUCCUGGUCUCUGCAGUGGUCCACGAGUACAUCUUCUGCUUCGUCCUGGGAUUCUUCUACCCUGUCAUGCUGUUGCUCUUCCUUUUCAUUGGAGGGCCACUGAACUUCAUGAUGCAUGACCGGCACACGGGCCCAGCGUGGAACGUGCUCAUGUGGACCAUGCUGUUUCUGGGCCAGGGCAUCCAGGUCAGCCUGUACUGCCAGGAGUGGUAUGCACGGCGCCACUGCCCCCUGCCCCAGACAACCUUCUGGGGGCUGGUGACACCUCGAUCUUGGUCCUGCCAUACAUAGAAGUCAGGGCACACUCACUGCCCAGAUGACACCGCCAAGUUCUCUGCCUGCAAAGCCUGGGAUCCGGGCUCCUCUCUGAAUUCCCAGACCUAGCUCUGAGUCAAGGGGGCCUGCCAUGCCUGACCCCACCAGAGAACUCCAAGGACUGAGAUCUGUGGACCUGUGGACAGGUGAGCACAGACUCAGAACGGUGGUAGCUCUUGAGCCCCCAGCCCCGUGGGUUGGGCAAAAGGCCCCCUCUCACUCCAUGGCUGUUCAGACUGGGGGAGACACGAAGGGCCUUACAGAUUUGGUGAAGGUGGGGUGACUUAAAGCAACUCGGGCCGUCAAGGUCUGACAGGUGUUUGUUUCUUUCUUUGUGCUCUUUACAAUACAAUAAUAAACUCUUUGUAUCGCUUUUUAUUCAUUC